AUGCUCGGCGUACGGCUAACGAAGCCUCUACUUGGGGUGCGCGCGCUCUACAUCCGGCAGCCGCCGCGUUUGCGGACUUUUGCGACUGUGAAGGAUGGCGCUCGCCCAUUUGAUGUUGUCGUUAUCGGCGGCGGACACGCUGGCUCCGAAGCCUGCGCGGCAGCCGCCCGCUCAGGUGCUCGAACCGCCCUCGUCACUCCAUCCCGAUCCAACAUCGGCGUUUGCUCUUGCAAUCCGAGUUUUGGUGGAAUUGGUAAAGGUACAAUGAUUCGGGAGGUUGACGCCCUGGAUGGCGUUGCUGGAAGAAUAGUGGACAAGGCAGGGAUUCAAUUUCGAGUGCUGAACCGGUCCAAAGGGUCCCGCCUGUCUGGGGCCCAAGGCAGCAGAUUGAUCCGGGAUCUCUACAAACAAUAUAAGCUUGGAAGAGUUGUCCGCCCUAUCCAGGGAUUAAGCAUCGUGGAGGGAAAAGUGGCAGACAUCGUCCUUUCAAGGGAAGAUCUAGAGAAUACUCCGGGGCGCAAAAGGCAAAAUUGUCGGCGUCAAGUUAGAGUCAGGGGAAGUCAUUCCAACUGGGCAUGUGUCUUCCCGUCGGGCCGGAUGGGAGAGGCAGCGACGUUUGGCUUGAGCAAAUCGCUGCGAGACGCUGGUUUCCAACUUGGACGCCUAAAAACCGGGACGCCACCACGUCUUGAUCGCAAAACGAUCGAUUUUUCCACCUUAGAAGUCCAACCAGGCGAUUCUCCUCCUCCUCCUUUCUCCUUUCUCAACGAUACUGUGGCUGUCGGCGAUGAAGACCAACUAGCUUGCUGGUCGACGUACACAAAUGAGAAGGCCCAUGCGAUUGUCACAGCGAAUCUGGACAAAUCCGUUCAUAUUCGGGAGACAGUCAAAGGUCCGCGAUACUGUCCCUCUUUGGAAUCCAAGAUUAUUCGCUUCAAAGACAAGCUUAGACAUAUGAUCUGGCUGGAACCUGAAGGAUUCGCCCCAAAUGAUGUAAUAUAUCCCAACGGUAUCUCUAUGACGAUUCCAGCAGAUGCCCAAUACGAAAUGCUCAAGACUAUACAAGGUCUGGAGCACGUCAAAAUGCUUCAGCCCGGAUACGGUGUUGAAUACGACUAUGUUGACCCGCGUUCUCUGAAACCGACUCUUGAGACUAAACUUAUCAGCGGCCUUUAUCUUGCUGGUCAAAUUAAUGGCACAACAGGCUAUGAAGAAGCAGCUGGUCAAGGGAUCUUGGCUGGUAUCAACGCUGGCCUAGCCUCACAAUCCAAAGCGCCAUUAACACUUUCGCGUUCAGAUGGCUUUAUUGGUAUUAUGGUUGAUGAUCUCAUCACUAAAGGCGUCACUGAGCCAUAUCGCAUGUUCACCACGCGUAGCGAAUACCGCAUUUCUACUCGUGCUGAUAACGCCGACCUUCGGCUUACUGAAAUGGGCCGUGCGGCCGGUGUGAUCACUGACAAACGCUGGAAGCACUUCAGCGAAACGAAAGAACAGCUUGUGGAACUUCAAACGCUCCUCGAAAAUACAAAAUAUCCGUCGACAAUAUGGUCCCGAAAAGGAUUCCGUGUCCAUACUGACUCGAGUCUCCGCUCCGCUUUUGAUCUUCUCUGCCUUAACAACGCCAAUAUCGACACCAUUAUCCAGCACCUUACUUCCCCUACCGGUUUGCCUUACACAACCGACUCAUUUGACCCCAAAAUCAAGGCUCGUAUCGCAAUAGAAGGGACCUACUCACCAUAUGUUAAGCGGCAAGCGAAUAGCGCCCGUAUAUUCGCUCGCGAUGAAGCCCUCCUACUUCCACCAGAUUUAGAUUACUCCAAGAUUCACGGUUUGAGUACGGAAGAACGCCAUGCCCUGGAGCGAGUCCGCCCCGAAAGUGUCGGCAUGGCGCGGCGCAUUGAAGGUGUUACGCCAUCCGGAGCCCUAAAAUUACUCCUGCAUGUGCGCAGAGCAGGUGCUUGGGGCAGCAUGGAAGACAUUCAAGCUACAGAGGCCGAUCGUGAGCCUGUAACGAGCUUACCUACCGAUACGCCUGUGGUUUGA
Uncinocarpus reesii 1704 is the source of this 2043-nucleotide messenger RNA. Its product is annotated as tRNA uridine 5-carboxymethylaminomethyl modification enzyme GidA. Gene Ontology annotation, molecular function: flavin adenine dinucleotide binding. Bases 1 to 2043 code for a protein of 680 amino acids. The transcript has 3 exons. Gene Ontology annotation, biological process: tRNA methylation; tRNA wobble uridine modification. Gene Ontology annotation, cellular component: cytosol. The record is from RefSeq and is a predicted model, not a curated record. NCBI's taxonomy places the organism in Eukaryota, Fungi, Ascomycota, Eurotiomycetes, Onygenales, Onygenaceae.